AUGGGAUUUACUAAAAUUUUAUUUUUCUUUAUAAUAAUUAAAACAAUAAUUUUAUCAAUAAAUGCUUUAAGUAUUGAUAGAUAUGAACAAAUAAAUAAUACAAUAACCGUAUAUGGAUCUGGUUUUGGUAGUGAUGCGACAGUCCUUGCUUUUAAGAUUAAUUCAUCUUACUAUUCUAAAUCUUCUCUUAUAUUUGAUGUAAUUGAUACACAAGUUUCAUUUAAUAUGACUGAGAAUUGGGUUUAUAAUGGAAUGCUCCAAGCAAUCUUAAAUGGAAAUGAAGUUUUUGAAUACGGAAAUAUUGAAAUUGUUCCAAUUUUAAAUGUUUUCACGGUUCCAAAUAAUAACUUGGGAACAUCAUACCCAUUCGAAGCCACGAUUGGAGGGUACCAUUUUGAUGCAUCUUUAGUUGGUGCUGAUAUUCUAAUGGAUGGAAAUAAUAUUACCAAUUGUAAUGUAACAUCGAGAGCAAAUGAUUUUCCAAUUGGAUAUAGAUGUUUAAUACCUCCAGGGGUUGGAAGCUUUAAUAUAACUGUAAAAGUUGCAAGUAAAAUUUCAAAUUCAUUAACUAAAUGGUACAACCCCCCAAGAUCGACAAGUAUCGAUCCUGUAUUUUCAUUUUCUAAUAGUUCAACGACAAUUAGAGGAAAUGAUUUCCAAAGUGGUGCAUUUGAUAAAACAAUUGUAACAUUUGAUGGUGUUGAAGCAGAAGUUAUUUCUUCAUCAUACGAUUCAAUAGUUGUUAAACAUGACAAUUCAUUGAAACCCAUUGAUCCUGGCGGCUUUAAAACAACGUUAACCGUCGGAGGACAAAUAGCUUCCUUUCCAUAUGGUAACCUCUUUGCAUAUACAAAAUACUCAGUUUUUGCUUCAAGAGUGGAUGUGAGUGGUACAUAUACCAUUGACCUUUUAUACCCAAAUUGGAAUUAUACAGACUUGAUGUUUAAUAAUAUUAGCGUUAGAGGCUAUUGUCAAGCAACCCCAUAUCCAGGAUUGGAAAAUCAAAUGGAUCUUAUUAUAAGAUUAAUUUGUGAUUUCCCUCCUUCAAUAAAAAGUGGAAAUGCUUAUUUUACAGAUACCAUUUCAAUAUAUAAUUUUAAUAUUUUAUUUUCACCAUAUGUUUCAAUACCAUCAACUCAACAAAUUAAUGAUAUUCCACCAGAAGGUUGUGAAAUUACUCUCAUUGGUAAACAUUUCGAUACAAUAAUGUUUGAUGGUUCACCAAAUAAUUUAGUUGUAAAUUAUAAUGGUAAUAACUAUACAAAUUAUAAUUUAAUCAAUAGCACAUAUAUGACAUUUAACAUUCCAGCAGGUAGUGGUACAAAUAAUUAUUUAUUCAUUUUAUCAAAUGUAAACACAACUCAACAACCAUUCAUUGUUUCAUAUUAUGUACCUGAAAUUGAAAUAUAUUCUAUUAUUCAAAAUAAUCAAAGUUUAGUUAUAAAAGGUUCAAAUUUCUCAGAUAUUACUUUAAUGACAAUUACAUUGGCAACUAUCGAUAUCAGUUCAACAUGUGUUGGUAAUUCAACAGAUAUUACAUGUGGUCCAACAUUACCAGUCGGAGUUAAAAGUGGUGAAUUACUCAUCGAAUCACCUGGAUAUAAAUCAGCAUCAUCCAUUUUUUAUUUCAUACCAGUAAUUACCUCAAUUAAUCCAAAAUCAUUUGAUACAAAAACAUAUAAUACAUUAACAAUUACAGGUGUUUAUUUCGAAACAAUUGAUCCAGUUUCACUAAAAACAAAUAAUUUACAAGUUUUAGUAGACAAUCAAGCAUUACUAUCAGUUUUAGUUAAUCCAAAUACAAUCUCAAUAACUAUUUCACCAGGAGUAGGCUCAAAUCAUGAGGUCAAAGUUUCUGUAAAUCAAACAAGAGUUUCAAAUAUUGAAACAUUUACAUAUUACCCACCAACAAUUUCAAAUUAUGUCCAAUUAAAUAACCAGUUUGAAAUCUCUGGCGAUUAUUUUGGUAUCAAUUCUAAAGAUAAUAAAGUUUAUUAUAAUAACAUUUUAAUUGAUUCAAAAUUAACUUCAACAGGUAAUAUACAAUUUACUCUUUUAGAUAAUUUUUCAAAUGGUGAACUUUAUAUUACAGUAGGUGACCAAAAGUCAAACGUUGUUCCAACAGUUUUAGCACCAGUAAUAACAUCAAUUUCAAAGAAGCCAUAUGUCGAUGGUUCUUCAGUUAUUACAGUGAGUGGAAGAUACUUUUCAAAUUUAAAUUAUCAAACUCAACAACCAACUCCAAUGACAUUUGAAUUUACAUUAGACAAUGAUCCAAGCGACCCAAAUGUAUUAUCAUGUAAUUAUAUCAAUUCUAUUAGUUAUUCUUGUAAAUUUACAACAGUUGGAUAUGGAAAUGCAAUUUUAGUAGCAACAAAAACAGAUGAAUCAACAUCAUUAAAAUCAAAUACAUUCUCAAUUUCAUAUCAAGAACCAAAAGUUAUUCAAUCAACAUCCUUAUUCUAUCAAGUUCCAGGUUUAAUAAAUAUUACAGUAGAGAGCUAUUCUUCAAACAGUUUACAAGUAUUUGUAUCAGAUUCAGAAUGUACAAAUCCAAUUGUAUUAUUAAAUAAACAAAUUCAAUGUAAUUAUAGCGCAGAUGUACCACCAAACACAGAUGGUAAAUCAUUAAAUAUCACAGUUAUUUCAAAUCAAAUGGUAGGAAUAAAUGAAGUAUUUUAUUAUAGCAAGAGAUAUGAAUGUCCAAAUAAUUGUUCAAAUCAUGGUAUAUGUAAUUUUGUAAAUGGACAGUGUCAAUGUUCAAAUGAUUGGCAAUCAAAUGAUUGUUCACAAGAAAAACAACAACCAUUACCAGAACCUAGUGUUGAUAAUAAUGGCAAAACAACUUUAAAUGGUAAUGAUAAUAUUAAUUUUACAGUUUCUAUUACCCAUCUAAGAGAAAUUGAUAUCAAUGAUAAAACUAUUAAACUUUUAUCAUUAAAAGAUAUCAAAUGGAAUAAUCGUACUCAAAUUAGUAAAACUGAUUCCUAUUUCAACGGUACAUUUGAAAAUGAUUCAGUUCAAGUAGAAUUAGAUGUAACUUAUUAUAAAGAUGAAGAAAAUAUUGAUUUUGCAGGCGACUCAAUUUUAAUACCAUCAAAUUCAAUGAAAUAUAUAAUUUUAAUUUCAAAUUGGAAUUUUACAUCAUCAACAAAUAAUUUACAAGUAAUUUAUGAUUCUCAAACAACAGCAUACUAUGAUGAUGGUUGUGAUAUUAUUCAAUCAAAUAGUAGUUCAAAUGUAAAUGAAGGAUCAAAAAUUUCAGAAUCAGUUACAUGGUUCCAAGUAGUAUCUGGUAAUUCUGCAAUGGAUGCAAAGUUUUCACGUAGAAUGUUUGUUGAUGAAAAAGUAAGAAUGGCAAGUGUUUCAAUAUUAGACCCAACUGAUCCAUUAUAUAGCUUAACAAAUCGAUCUGAUACAUUCAAUAAAUUAAUUGCAAUCACAACUCCAUACUUUAAAUCAAAUGUUAAAUUAGAUCCAUCAUUUAGUUCAUUAAUUCAACCAUCAACAUCAACAUCAGAAUGUGAUGAAAAUAAAUGGAAAAUCCCAGUAAUCGCUGUUUUGUGUUCAGUUGGAGGUGCCACUAUAAUUGGAAUUUCCGCUGCAAUGAUUUACAAAUCAUAUAGAAAUAAACAAAUAGUUUUAAAACUCUCUUCAAAAUUAAAAAAUUUUAAAUAA
Molecule: messenger RNA, 3678 nt
Organism: Dictyostelium discoideum AX4
Lineage: Eukaryota; Evosea; Eumycetozoa; Dictyosteliales; Dictyosteliaceae
Exons: 2
Coding region: 1-3678 (1225 amino acids)
Source: RefSeq, a predicted model, not a curated record